This is a messenger RNA of Macrosiphum euphorbiae (potato aphid), 834 nucleotides long. Lineage: Eukaryota; Metazoa; Arthropoda; Insecta; Hemiptera; Aphididae. The record is from the annotation of a GenBank genome assembly.
AUGUUGCUGUUUGCUGAUGACCUCAAAUUAUUUCGUAUUAUUAAGUCACCGGACGAUGCUGUACUACUUCAAAAUGAAAUAAACGUCCUCUCGAAUUGGUGCAGCAAAAACAACUUACUUCUAAACGUUUCUAAGUGUAAAGUAUUAACUUUUUCUAGAAAACGAGAAAAAUAUAUUUAUGACUACCUCUUAUAUGAAUCUGAACUCACUCGCGUUUAUAAGAAUAGUGAUCUAGGCAUAAUCUUUGAUGAAUCUCUAACAUUUAAUGAGCACUACUUGUAUAUUCAAAAUAAAGCUUCAUCUAUGCUAGGAUUUAUAAAUCGAAGCUGUAAAAGUUUUAACAAUCCAUAUACAUUAAAAGCUUUAUAUUACUCGUAUGUAAGAUCAAUUUUGGACUAUGCCUCUAUGGUUUGGUCCCCUAGUAGAAUUGGUCCGAUACGCGCAGUAGAGUCAAUACAAAAUCGAUUUUUGAGAUUUCUAUCCUUUAAGUGCGACAUUCAGCGUCAACCUCAUUCUUCCUACUUACCAAUAUUAACAAUUUUAAAUAUGGAAUCACUGGAGAUAAGAAGGAAAAGACUUGACCUGUGUUUUAUUUUUAAAUUACUUAAUGGACAAGUUUAUUGUCCAUGUUUAAUUUCAAUCUUAAGCUUUCUGGUUCCUAAUCAAAGUACUAGACAAAUAAAUACGUUCUAUGUUCCAUUACAAUCUACUAACUAUGACAAAAACGCACCUAUGAAUCGAUGUAUGGAAUUAGUUAAUACAUAUAAUGUAGAUUUAUUCUUGUGUACAAAUGUUGAAUUAUUUAAAAUAUAUUUAAAUAAUUUAUUAAUAUAA